AUGUUGACAAAAAAAGCAAAUGAUAUUAAAUGCUACAUACAAGAAUACUGCAACACUUGGUCACUAUACAACACAUUAACCACACGGCUCGCGCAAAUAAAAGACAUCUAUCAAUAUCUACAACUUCAUGGACAACCUGAUGUACGUCUUUUAGAGAUGUCUAGACAUAUACCCGGUGAUAUUCUGGAGAAUAUCAUAUCAGAGUUAGAGUACGAUAAGAAUAGUUUGUUCGCUUGUUUAUUGGUUAACCGUCAAUGGUGUCGAUACACGGUUAAAGUGCUGUGGGCCAAACCGUUUCAUCUUUCGUACUCAAGAAAACUACUAUGUGCAUAUAUUCCCUUCUUCCCACCUGAUUCAUGUGCCAACAUAGGAAUCGAGAAUACAGCGAGAACCACCUGUCCCUUAUUUGAUUACCCUUCCUUUAUAAGAGAGAUCUCAGUUUAUUAUAUGUGUUGUGGCAUUAGAUCAUAUAUCCUGGACGGGCAGUUUGUUGGUAACGAGAAAACUUCCAAUCGGCGCCCGUACACGGAUUUCGA
Acaulospora morrowiae is the source of this 536-nucleotide messenger RNA. The record is from the annotation of a GenBank genome assembly. Lineage: Eukaryota; Fungi; Glomeromycota; Glomeromycetes; Diversisporales; Acaulosporaceae.